Penicillium paradoxum is the source of this 693-nucleotide messenger RNA. RefSeq lists its product as uncharacterized. Lineage: Eukaryota; Fungi; Ascomycota; Eurotiomycetes; Eurotiales; Aspergillaceae. The record is from RefSeq and is a predicted model, not a curated record. The transcript has a single exon. The coding region runs from base 1 to 693 and encodes 230 amino acids.
AUGAAACCCCAAACCAAGAAAAUGCGAUUCCCAAAGCUGGAAGGCAUCCGGGACUACAUGCAAGACGCCGCGGAGACCUCCAGCCGCUGGCUGAACUGGCAAAUCAUACGCGCAAAGCGGGAAGUAUGGUGGGAGACCGACCCAGCCGUGCUCUCGCGCUGGUCGCAAUCCAUCAUCGAAACCGAGCAACGUCUCCGCGAAACAACCCAACACGAGAACUUCCUAAAGGAGUGCAUCCAGAUGGUUCGGGCCGGCCAUGACCAAGCGGCUAAAUCAUUCUUGCCGGAUAUGAUCGAAGAGCUAAUAUCCUUGGACCGCGAAUACACGCGCGUCGAGCGGACCUAUGAUACUAUGUUGGCGGGAUGUCCUGCGGGCCCUAUCAAGAGCGGGUAUUUGUGGAUUCGGAAGGAUCCGCAGUGGUAUUUGAAGAGUGAGUGGCUGCGCGAAGAUUGUGCGAGACGAGGUGGGUGCUGUGGUCGGCAGUGUGGGUGUUGUGAGAAUCCGCCUGAUGCGCGGAGGAAGAAAGGGUGGGGACAUUGUACGGCGCAGUGUGCUUGCUGUAAUAGUGAGCGUGGAUUCCGGAUGACGGAGAGGGAUCGCAGGCGGUUGAAGCCGGAGUUUGAUUUGACGGUUUAUCCCUGGAGUGAGUAUAGUCGAGAGACGUUUCGAGCUUAUGUCUGGUCGCUGGAUUAG